AUGUCACAACAAAUAAGCCGGUCUGAUUACUUGACUGUGGAGCGCUUGGAUAAUGUCUUCCUCUUCACAAUGACGAAGGCACCCGAGAACCGCCUCAAUGUUCCGUUCUGUACCGAAUUGAUACAAGCUUACAGAAAAGCGCGUGCACUCUUGGGCCAGAAUAGUGAAGGAGCUGUGAUAUUGAAAGGAAACGAUACCAAAUUCUUCUGCACAGGCGUCGACCUCUACGAGCGUGAUACAAAUCCCUAUGCCAGUUCAGAGGGUUUCUAUCCAUUGGUCCGCACGAUUCUUGAUUUUCCGUUCCCGACAAUUUGUCUUAUUACGGGACAUGUUUUUGGAGGAGCCUGCUUGUUAACAAUGGCUCAUGACUACCGAAUAAUGAAUUCUGAGAGAGGAUAUUGGUGCAUGCCUCCGGUUGAUCUAGGUCUGCAUUUUGAUGGGAUCGGUUCACUGUUGAGGGCCAAAUUAGGACCUACUGUCGCUCGAAAAGUUCUGCUGCAAGCUCACAAGUAUAAAGCCACGGAAGCGUUGGGUGACAGCAUAAUUGAUGACAUAGCCUCUCCGGAUGAGAUGCUUGACAAAGCUCUGGCACUUGCAAAAAAGAUGCAAUCAAAGGCGAAGAUGGGGGUUUAUGGCAUGCUGAGAUCCGAGCUAUAUGGGGAAGCUAUUCGGGCCUUCUCAAACAUCAGCAAUGUUUACUCUCGUGUUAUAUCUCGGGAGGCAAAGGUCAAAUUGUAA
Messenger RNA from Clonostachys byssicola, 738 nucleotides. Lineage: Eukaryota; Fungi; Ascomycota; Sordariomycetes; Hypocreales; Bionectriaceae. The record is from the annotation of a GenBank genome assembly.